AGCCUAAACUCAGGGGAAAUGGUGCGGCCCCUUCAGGAAAUCCCCUUCCUUCUUACGCAGUGGGAGGUGACGUCAGCCGGCCGCAGAUCCGCAGCUUCCUCCGCUGAUGUGCGCAAAAGUGAAAGCGGCUCCAUGAUGCUGUCUGUCCCCGCUGCUGGAGUCCUUCUGCUGCUAGCUUGGAUUUAUCCAGGCCACGGACUUUACUUUCAUAUAGGAGAGACGGAGAAGAAAUGCUUCAUUGAGGAAAUCCCGGAUGAGACCAUGGUUAUCGGAAAGUACAGGACUCAGCUGUGGGACAAACAGACCAGCUCCUUCCUCCCGUCCACCCCCGGCCUCGGCAUGCACGUCGAGAUCAAGGAUCCGGACACGAAGAUCAUUCUUUCUCGUCAGUACGGGUCAGACGGACGCUUCACUUUUACCUCCCACACUCCUGGAGAACAUCAGAUCUGUCUGCACUCCAACUCCACUAAGAUGGCUCUGUUUGCAGGAGGGAAACUGCGAGUGCAUCUGGACAUUCAGGUGGGAGAACACACCAACAACUAUCCUGAAAUCGCAGCGAAGGACAAACUCACCGAGCUGCAGCUACGAGUCCGACAGCUGCUGGACCAAGUGGAGCAGAUCCAGAAGGAGCAAAACUACCAGAGGUAUCGUGAAGAACGGUUCCGCAUGACCAGCGAGAGCACCAACCAGCGCGUCCUCUGGUGGUCCAUCGCUCAGACGCUCAUCCUCAUCGUCACCGGCAUCUGGCAGAUGAAGCACCUGAAGAGCUUCUUCGAGGCCAAGAAGCUGGUGUAACGUCCGUUUGUGCAGCUACAGCGUCGGUAAACGACACAAACACGAGCAGACGGACUCGACCUGCCGGAAAAUGAAGACACGUGGUCCUACUGUCAGCCAUAAAUGGUACUAGCAAACCUACAGAUGCUGUUUUCCAACCUGGGCAGUGUGGGUUUUUUCCCCCUUGUACACUUUUUUGUUUUUCCACAGUAGCACAACAUUCCAGCCGUGAAAGAAGAAGCAGCUUUUUGUGAUUAUGUUGAAUGUUGAAGCUGUUACAAGUAAGAAGCCACUAGUUUAUUUACAUAUUUUGGUCAUUUUAGUGUUACGUAUAGUUUUAUUUAUAGGUUUUGUGAAUUCUAACCGUUAAGCUUUCAGCACUUAUGCAAACAUUACACUGGCCUUGAUUCCUAACGUGUCCAUUUAAAUUUAGUAACACUUGACUUCAACCCUCUGAACCCCAACCAGUUUGUGGGUGUGUUUAUUUGCUCACUGUUGGCUCAUUUUUCACUCUAAAAUAAGGUCCCACACCUCCAUGGAAACCGCACAACCAUGACUAGAAGUAGAAACAACUCAAAAUAAAUCAGAAAAACAUUUAGGCUGAAUUUCUUCAAUUAUUUAUUUUAGAAAAACUGACUAAAAAUGGAAGCAACAUGUAAAACGUUUUUCCAAGUGCCCACACUGGAAUUUUUUUUCCUAACUUAAAAAUAUUUAUUCACCUUUUUAUUUUGUUUCCGUACUUGUCUCCUCUCUGUUCUGUGUAAACGCAGUUCAGCUGAGAAAGCCCUGAAUUUAUGUCCUGCUGCUCACAGCUGGGUCACUGUUGGCUUCAUAGUUGCACCAAGUAGGUCAGAAUUCUUUUGUUUUUUACAGAAUCUGGUUACUGCAAAUGGUUUGUUUUUUGCAAAAAUGUUACAUGAAGCUUGGAAAGUGGUUCAUAAUUUUAAGCACAGAUUUGGAGAACGGCAGAACGACGCGUCAAAUGAUUCGUUUGAGGACUGUUGUAAAGCUAAAAAUCCAAUAAUUCUGUUUUCACACUUUCUGGCUUUGAUGAAUGGUCUAUUUUUGGUGGGUCUGUUUGUUGUGUUUGUUUUUUUAUUUUAAGACAACAUGCCUUUCAAACCUGCCGGCAGGUUUUGGGGUUCAGAGGGUCAACGGCCACGUCUCACAUUUACAAGCAGCACAGAAACUCUUCAUAAACUGCAUAAAACCGAUGAGAUCGCUGCAUCGAGGAGACUUUGAAGCAUCUAGUCGUAUAUUUUCAACAUCGUAAACCUCUCAUGAAGCCUUUGUAACUGUCAAAUGAACACUUAAAGGAGGACGAGGAAGAAUCUGGGUUGCCGAUGAAAUCACAAUGUGAGGGACAAACUCAGUAAACUGUUCAUUUUCUACAGUUUAGGCAAUAUUUGUGCAAUACUUGGAGCAACAUUAGCAUCAAUUUGGAGUCACAUUUGUGUCCACCUGAUAUUGUACGACUGAAUAUAUUCUUGUUUUAGCUCCGUUUUUGGUCUCAACCAUCCGAUGAGCGACCUUCUUGUUCAUCUGCUCGUUGUCUGUGUGCAUUAAAGUAAACACAACUGCAUUUGGUUGGUUUAGUCAAAAAAUACUAUUGCUUUUCAAGCUGCUAUUAUUCCAUCCGUUUCGUGCCAUCCAUUGUCGUCAUAUUCCUGGAGUUAACCAUCCUAUCAUGACAGCUUUUGUUUCUGCAGUUUCCCCCACAUAUUAACUUCAGGUCUUUAUUUAUUUUUCGUAGAACUCAUGUUAGUAGACUCUGGUGUCAGUCUAGAACUGCUGUGACAACAUCAGCAUCUAAAACUUCUUGAGUUUAAAAGCUUUCUUCGUAAACUGGUCUUUAAGUAUCAGCAUCAGCUAUAGAAUGUUUUCAAACAGAACAGCGCUGUAUUUUGAAAAAUAACAUUUAUAUUACGUUAAAAUGAAACGUUAGAUUCAAAGAAGAUACGGACCAGUGAUGAGCGAAGAGAGGUUUGUUUUGGAGGCUUUGGUAGGUUUGGAACUGUCAAAGAAACAGGAAAUGCUGUUUUAAGAUCCAGAUUUAUAUUUCAGUUUUUCCACAAAGUUGCUUUUGUAAUGUUGAAUACAAUUCUUGUUUUGUUUUUUUUAGAUGUCAAUUUUGGUCCCCAAAGCUCAUGCAGACACACCUGGAGCUCUAAGGUCCGUUCCAGGUUUUACCCAGAGGUUUCAGCUGCUUCUUGAGGGAAGAAGUAUUUGCAAAUAAGUCGCACAUUAAUAAAGGAAUAGCAAGGAUUAUUCAGUUGUGUUUCAGCUCUCGAUCAAACUAGGGGAAUUAUUUGAUGUUAAUGAAUACCUGCAGGGGACUGGGACUUUGUGCCCUAUGUUUGUUUUUGUUUUUUUGUGCAACUUAUUUCACCACAUUUCAACAAUAAUUGAACACAGAGCAGGUUAAAAUAAACUGAAAUUAUCAUUAACAUGCCAUUUUAUAUUUUGUUCACAACUAAUAUUGUUCUAGAUGCUUCACAGAAGAUAUAUUGACUAAUAAUAAACACUAAGAACUACUUUAAAAUGUAUAUGCUGCUUGUAAAUGUGAAAUUAGUCGUUAAACUGAAGCGUUAACUCACCAUCCGUCCUUCUCCAAACUGUGUAUAGUUUCUAGCUCACCAGAAAGGCCUGUAGAUACAGUUUGUGAUAUUAAAACCUGGAUUUUAUGUUGUAAAUAAAAGUCCCGUUCAUUUUCUAAUGCCUUUUACACGGAUUGAAUGAGAUAAGUGUUUUUCUGUCAUGUCGUGUUUCACCGGAGCUUAUUUAUUCAGCGGUCGCGGAGUGUUUUGUUGCCUCGUUUGCUGUCAUUUCAGGUUAAAUUUGUCAGUGAAGGACAGCGGUUUGAUCAUUCUAAUUCAGUCAUGAGUAGGCUCUUCAUUUUUACAUGCAACGUUUAGAUUUCAGUGCAGUUCUUUAGAUAUUUGGUUCAUUACCACUGGAAAUAUUCACAUUUUUACUGUCAUCUCCAUGUGCUUAAUAAAGAAACUGGCCAAACUAG
Messenger RNA from Acanthochromis polyacanthus (spiny chromis), 3790 nucleotides. RefSeq names its product transmembrane p24 trafficking protein 4 (gene tmed4). The transcript has 5 exons. Bases 19 to 795 code for a protein of 258 amino acids. The record is from RefSeq and is a predicted model, not a curated record. Gene Ontology annotation, cellular component: COPII-coated ER to Golgi transport vesicle; Golgi apparatus; endoplasmic reticulum. Gene Ontology annotation, biological process: positive regulation of canonical NF-kappaB signal transduction; endoplasmic reticulum to Golgi vesicle-mediated transport; intracellular protein transport. Lineage: Eukaryota; Metazoa; Chordata; Actinopteri; Pomacentridae.